AUGAGCUUUGCUAAUUCAAUUCCAUCAAUUAUUCCUUCCUCAUCAACAUUAACAUCUCCAAUUAUAACAACUUGUGAAAAUAUUAAUGAGACCUCUUCACCUUACAAACAAGACAAUCAACAACAACAACAAAACAAUUUAAAUCAGACUAGAAGUUCACCAACAUCUGUGGGAACACCAAAAGAAAAUUCUGGUACUGGAAAGCAGCCACCAUCAAAAAGUUAUUGUAUUUUGACUCCUUGUAGCAAUUCUCAUCCUUUUGAAGAGCGAAGAAUUCUUGUUGGACGAUCGGAAGAGAAUGCUGUUAAAAUUGGACGUUCUAUUGUUAGACUUCAACCAGCACAUAGUAAUGCUAUUUUUGAUUGUAAAGUGCUUUCAAGGAAUCAUGCAAUUCUUUGGAUGAAUGAUGACGUCCAUUUCUUUAUUAAAGACACUCGAAGUUCAAAUGGCACUUUUAUAAAUAAUGAUCGAUUGAGCCCAAGUGGAGAAGAAAGUGAACCUAGAGAGCUCUUUUCUGGUGACAUUCUUCAACUUGGAGUUGAAAUUGUGGAUAAUGCAAAGAAAGUCGCUAGUGGAUGUGUUACUUGUAUUGUACGUUUGACAAAUGAGAGGGGUGAAGAAUAUGUUGACAGACCUCAAUUGGACUCUUUUGCUUUUCCCAUUCGAAAUGAAAAUCAGAUUCCAUUGAAUUACACUUUGGUUCGAAAUGACAAAUUAUUUAUUUUUGAACAAUAUUUAAAAGAGGCAAAACAUAGAGAAAAUCUUCUCGGUCAAAAGCUUCAAACUAUUGAAGGUCAACUUUUAACUGCACAAGAAGAACUUCAGGCAAAAUGGGAUGAACAUAUCAACCAGGAACUUCUUCUUUCUCGUAUUGAACUUCUUGAAUCUCAAUUACUAACUUAUCUUAACGCUAAAAACGUUGUAUCACCCAAAAAUGCCCAAACUGCCUCUGCUAACUGUGUAGAAAAAGAAGAGGAAGUGAAUCAAUUAAAACGAGAAAUUCGAGAAUUAAUUGAAGACAGGGCAAAGUCUGAACAAUUGGCUAAAGAGUCGAUUAGGAAGAAAUGCGAACAAAUUCAGGAAGCAACUAUGCGUUUGAAUGAUGUGGAAAUGGGUUUGGUAAAUGUGGAGGAGGAGUGCGCCUUUCUUCGACAGCGUUGUUCAGAUUAUGACCUGCAAUUAAUCAAGCAAAGAGACAAUUAUGAUAUGCUUAUGGGAAAGUAUAAUGAGGUUAGAUGGAAGUUUAGUUUUUGGUUAGGUGUGGGGUUGUUGAAUCACGGGAACUCUCAAGCCGAAGCUUUCGGAUGUUGGGAUUUCUUUGAAUCCGGAUCCACCAACUCAAGAUGGGUCUGUGCUCAAUUAGUUACGGCAGAAAAGGCUGCUGCUAGUGCCGAAAAACCUCUUCAACCACCACCAUCACCUCCUCCUUUGGAGAAAGGCUUUUUAGUGGAGAAUGGUGUUGAUGUUUCUACUUGUUCUUCAACUGAUACUAAAGAAGAGAAGGAAAAUUUGACAAAGGACAAAAAUGCUGAAAAGAUGGAUUUAAGCGACAAAGACAAUAAUAAACAGCAUGAAUCAAAUGUGGAAGAAGGGGAGAUUGUCAGUCCGUCUUUGGAAGAAGGGGAGAUUGUUAGUUUGACAAAAUCGACAUUUUAUAAUGAGGAAGAGCAAAAAAUGGCAAACUACUUCCAUAAUUGUAAAGAACAGGAAUUACUCAGAAAAGUGGCUGAAUUGGAGUUACAACUUAAAGAACGCAAAAUUAAUGGGAAUAAUAAUGAAGAGGAAAGGGCUUUGACUACAACAACACCUCAAUCUUCUGCCGAUUUUCAGGUCUUUUUGUUGUCAAUCUUUCCAUUUUUGCUUGUUUUGUUGUUGUUUCUUGCACCAUUCUUUUACUUUUCUGCUUGGCCUUGGACUUCAAAUAAUGUGCAGCAAAAUGUGGAGAAUGAACAACAAUUAUUGCAAAAUGAAGAAGAAUUAACAAAUAAAGAAGAAAAUGAAUGA
Molecule: messenger RNA, 2004 nt
Organism: Meloidogyne enterolobii
Lineage: Eukaryota; Metazoa; Nematoda; Chromadorea; Rhabditida; Meloidogynidae
Source: the annotation of a GenBank genome assembly